AUGGCCUACGAAUCGCCAGCACUUAGAUCGACAGUCCUCUCAAUGGCUGCAAAUCAUCUCGCAUUUGCAUCAAACGAUGCUUCACUUCACCUACAAGGCUACCGUCACCAACGAGACGCAAUCCAAGAGCUUCAAAAGAUGAUUCAGGAUCCAGUGAAGAUGGAUACUGAGCCAGCGCUGGCCACUGUCAUGAUGAUGCAGGUUUCGGCGCGGUUGUUUGGCGAUGAGGAUGAAGGGAACAUCGCGAACCAUCUGACUGGCGCCAAAGCCAUGAUAACAGGGCGCAGUGGAGGUAGCUGGCUUGUCACAUCUAGUGCUCGCUUCCUCCUGAGUCUGUUUGCAUACCACGAUAUUCUAUCUUCCGUGUCAAGAGGCUCGCAGCCAUUAUUGGAUCAUGAAAUGGACUUUGUCGCCAUCGAAGGGGAGAAAGAGCUAGAAAGUAUCGCAAAAGUCCUAGUGGUCGUUGCAAAGAUCAGUCAGCUGCAACACGCUAUCAAGACGAGGAGAGCGCUAUCACCAACAAGCCUUGCUUUGUCGGAAGAUGAAAAUACCACUGGCCAACAUAUCCAGCAGAUUCUAUUAGCCAUGGAAUUUGGUGCAUGUAAGAGGCGGAACAGCGAAGAGCGCAUAGACAUUAGCUCGACAGCUGAAGCUUAUCGCCACGCCGCCUUCAUUUACCUCUACCGAACCUGGCUUGAUAUAGGUGCUCCCAACCCGAUAAGCAUGGAGCAUAUUAAUCAGUGUCUAUCACAGCUACAGCAAGUCGACAUCCAUUCGCCUUUAACAUCAGCGCAUAUGUGGCCGCUGUUCACCGCGGGCUGCGAAGCGAUCGACAGCACACAACGACAAUUCGUCCGUGAUCGAUUUGAAAAGCUGUAUGCUGUAAAGCAUUUCCCCAGCUUGAAACGCGUCAUGCGCGAUAUCGAACAUGUUUGGGCAGCCAAGGAUAUGGAGCAGCAGAUGAAAGGCCAAGAUGGAAUGGCCAAGGUUGACUGCAUCCAAGUCAUCCUAAAAAGGAGGGGGCGGGAGGUCGAUCUUGCGUGA
Alternaria novae-zelandiae is the source of this 1044-nucleotide messenger RNA. RefSeq lists its product as uncharacterized. Lineage: Eukaryota; Fungi; Ascomycota; Dothideomycetes; Pleosporales; Pleosporaceae. Gene Ontology annotation, molecular function: DNA-binding transcription factor activity; transcription cis-regulatory region binding. The record is from RefSeq and is a predicted model, not a curated record. The coding region runs from base 1 to 1044 and encodes 347 amino acids. The transcript has a single exon. Gene Ontology annotation, biological process: positive regulation of transcription by RNA polymerase II. Gene Ontology annotation, cellular component: nucleus.